Trichoderma atroviride IMI 206040 is the source of this 991-nucleotide messenger RNA. RefSeq lists its product as uncharacterized. Lineage: Eukaryota; Fungi; Ascomycota; Sordariomycetes; Hypocreales; Hypocreaceae. Gene Ontology annotation, biological process: GPI anchor biosynthetic process. Gene Ontology annotation, cellular component: dolichol-phosphate-mannose synthase complex; endoplasmic reticulum membrane. The record is from RefSeq and is a predicted model, not a curated record.
UCUCCCCGGCCGAGGCGCCACCUGUUUGCUACAGCACCUCAGAACACCACAAACUCGCAAGGGGCCAAUUCCAAAUCUCCCACCAACAUCCGGCGCGCCAAUCGCAGAUCCCAAGCCCUCACACGCUCAUUUACAUUUUCGUCGCUCUCUUUUUCUUUUCUCGUCGCCCAUCAUGACCCGCGCUCAGCAGACGAUUUCCCUCGGCCUCUUGGUCUCUUCUAUCUACUUUGCUCUCUACCUCGAGCUCAUUCCUCUCCCUCCUCUCGUCCAGAAGGAAAUCGUCCCAGUGCUCCCCUUCUGGGCCCUCAUUUCGUUCGGCGCUGUGCUCCUCUUCCGUCUCGGCUGGGGCGUCUUUACGUUCAACGAUGUUCCCGUGGCGCACAAGGAGCUGAUGGAGGAGAUUGAGAUGGCAAAGGUCGACCUGAGGAAGCUUGGUGUUGACGUGGACUAAAUUCAUAAAGCAUACCGUGGCGCAACUGGAAGGAGAUAUAACGUAAAUUCAUAAAAUACUAGUGGGCAAUGCAAUAUCACCGUGGGAUCAAAUAAAGGUAGUUUUUCGUGUAAUCGAAGCCCCCUGUUCAGGGCGUACUGUCUCUUUGUCAUUUAAUGAAUCGAGUCAAGCGCUCAUCUUGAACAAGAUCGAAAACAUCUUGCUUCAACUACCGUAGACCUGGCCUUUUAUACAUCAUAACUCAUUAACAGAGAAGCAUCUCUACCUCAUUGCUCUCCUACAACUAAUGCCACAAUAGUCUUAACAGCGAGGGAUGGGUCCUGCCCGCCCUCUACGAGAUCUUCAAACAGUUUUGGAAGCUUUCCCAGCACGCCCCGUUGGUCCGCCUUUCGCCCUUUGCCUGGUACGCCAAUCAUGACUGCCACCUUAUUUUGCGCCUCCCCAAUCCAAUCAAAAUCAAUCUUCCACUCCAGCCGUACCGAUGAUGUAGGGUCCGAUCGCUUCUUCGACGGAACGUCAAACUCAAACGCCUGCUGACCC